CUCCCAAACAAUGGGUAGAACGGAACCGCUGAUCGUAAAGUACAAAAACAGAUGGUACGAUUUAACCGCCUUUGCGCACAAACAUCCCGGUGGGAAAAAUUCGCUCACCGGUCUGCACAACAAGGACAUGGAUGAACGGUUCGAUCGAGCCCCAGGACACUCGCAAGCAGCCAAAUAUCUGAUGAAGGAAUACCAAAUAAAUCAGUCAGAUACCAGCCCAGAAGUUAAACAGCAAAACGGCUACUCUCUCAAUGGUGCCAAAGCAGCCGCGAACGGUACGGUGAAGAAUGGGUACAAAAAUGGAGUCAAACCGACGAGCAACGGAUUACACACGAAACAAGCGUCCACCAUCGGGAACGGCGAUGUAACGCACCUUACAGACGAUAGUAUGGAGUACCUGGUAGACUGGAACAAACCGAUGGUAUUCCAGAUUCACAAAAUGGGGGAUAAAUAUGGCGAAUGGGUGAACAAACCUGUCGAUCGAGAGUUACGCCUGUUUGGACCAGCGUGGGUUGAAAACAUGACCAAAACGCCAUGGUGGAUUGUGCCCGCCUUUUGGAUACCUGCCAUCAGCUACCUAAUCGUACAGUUUGGAGCGCCCGAUCUGGCCGCCGCACGUGGUUGGAGGGAUCCGAAGCAAUCGUUCCUAACGAUUGAUCUGUACCUGCAUCUAGUCAUCGGUGCACUCGCCUGGACGCUGCUCGAGUAUUCCCUGCACCGGUGGGUUUUCCAUCUCGAUCCGAAAACCAAUCGGUUUCUGCAGACGUUCCACUUCCUGAUACACGGUCAGCAUCAUAAGGUUCCGUUCGAUUCGUACCGGCUAGUGUUUCCGGUGCCACCCGCCAUACUGCUGACGACCAUAUUCUACCAGCCAGUGUACUAUGUGUUUCCGUAUCCGAGGCUUACGCUCGCCGGUGGUUUGAUAGGAUAUCUCAUAUACGAUAUGAUACAUUACUAUCUCCACUAUGGAAGCCCAUCCGGAGGCCAUUUGUAUCACAUGAAGCGGUAUCAUUAUUCCCACCACUUUGUGCAUCACGACCAAGGUUACGGUAUAAGCAGCGAUUUCUGGGACAAACUAUUCGGGACGCGCAUCAUACUAAGAAAGCUUAAGUAUCUGCUAAAGUGGUAAAGCGAUACCGGCACAAAAAAAAC
This is a messenger RNA of Anopheles maculipalpis, 1152 nucleotides long. RefSeq lists its product as uncharacterized. The record is from RefSeq and is a predicted model, not a curated record. Lineage: Eukaryota; Metazoa; Arthropoda; Insecta; Diptera; Culicidae. The transcript is spliced from 4 exons. Gene Ontology annotation, molecular function: fatty acid 2-hydroxylase activity; iron ion binding. The coding region runs from base 11 to 1129 and encodes 372 amino acids. Gene Ontology annotation, cellular component: membrane; endoplasmic reticulum. Gene Ontology annotation, biological process: lipid biosynthetic process; fatty acid metabolic process.